UUAGGACCGUCUCCCGUUCACACUCAUUAUCAUACAUCCACACUCAACGAGUGCCAAAUGCAAGUAAAACGAGCUUUGGUGAGUAAAAUAUUAAUAUAUUAAUAUAUAAAAGUCUCAAAACCAAAGAGAUAAUCUUUAGAAAAGCUAUGAUUUGUCCACACCCCCCUUAAACACUUCUCUACGUCACAGAGUGUGUUUAUUUGCAUAGCUCCGCCCAAAUGUUUACUCAAAGAAAGAAGGCGGGGCUGAUAUUCUGGCUGUACUUUAAGUAAGUCGUAUUAAAACAACCUCCUUCUCGCUAUUCAAACGAAGGGUGAAGUUAGUGCUUGUUGUUUCUCGUUCACGGAUGCAGACAUGAUGUUAUGUUUUCAACGCAACACAUAAAAAGACGGUAUAAGUCAUCGUAAUCAGUGAUUAUUACUAAUACAAUACAAGCCAUUACAAAUGAGGCAUUUGUUAGCCAAUCACAGCGCACUGGGUAGCUGGCCAAUCAGAGCACGCCUCUCUUUUUGUUUUUAGAAAGACUAGCUUUUUUGGUUUCAAACCCAAAGUCUUGAAUUAGCAUAUUCUAAAGAACCAUCUGAAUAUAAUGAAAUUAGAACUAGCCCUGUAAAGCUUUCUUAAAAACACGUAAUGCGUCUUUCCUCAAUUAUCCCUAAACUGUUUUGUUUACGUGUAGUUUAGCAGUUUCCGCUGUGACAACGUACCCCACACACUUUACCCUUCAAUAGCCUAAAAAACGAGUUACUUUUAAAAGUUUAUUUUUUUGCUUUCUAAAUGAAUAAAUAUAUACAAAUGCUCAUUUGAGGGAAAAAAAAACAUGUAGUCCCUACAAAAGGUACACAAGUGAACUCUCUCAGUGUUUAGUCAGGUUUAGAAACAUGUCUCAGCGCGCACUCGGCAUUCUUCCGUGUGAACGCGCAAACCGCCUUGCGCAACGCGUGCCUCCGUGACGCAGCCGAGCGGGGCGUGAGCGGGUCGAGCCGGCACAGACCCGCCUCUGUCUGCGGCUUGGCGGGACUCCGGGGGCCUCGCGCGGCGCCGGACAGGUGAGUGCGCGCGGAAUGCGAGGAAUGCGCGAGGGGUAGCGGCGCGUGCGCGUGCGCGCGGCGGAGCGUGUGCGAACUCGUCGUCGCGCUGAGCUCGCGCGGAGGACCGCCGGUAACCGUGGCUGCUCGCGCUUUCAGCAGGAGGAAGAGUGUGACGGCCUUCAUCAGUCAGGUGUUCUCAGGCCUGAAGGACAUGGACUCUCUGAAGAAGGAGCUGGAGGAGGAGCUCAAACUCAGCACUGAGGAUCUGAGGAGUCACGCCUGGUAUCACGGACAGCGGCAGCGCGAGGGAGCGGAGCAGUUGUUGAGUAGAGACGGGGAGUUUCUGGUGCGUGACUCCAGCUCCAGUGCGGGUGAAUACGUCCUGAGCUGUAUGUGGAGAAAUCAACCCAUGCACUUCAAGAUCAUACGCAUCGUGCUGCGACCCAAACAGGGUUACACUCGGGAGCUCUUUCAGUUUGAGAACGAGCAGUUUGAUAAUAUUCCAGCAUUAAUUCGCUUUCACGUCGGCGGGCGGCGUCCCAUCUCGCAUUCCACCGGAGCCAUCAUCUUUCAGCCAAUCACACGCACUCUGCCUCUACGCAUCAUCAGCGAGCGCCAGGCUGCGAGGUCGUCAAGCUCCUCCCUCCUGUCACGGGCUCAGAGCAAGAGGCGGAGCCUGAGCUCCUCUCAGAAAGAUACACUGCAGGUCAACAGCAACAACCUGCUCAGGAGCGGCAGUCAGCCUGCUAAUCUGGAGACAGUGGGGAGACCGCCACUACAGUCUGCUCAAUCUGACAGCAACCUCCGCACAGGUGUCCCACAGAGCUGUCCGUCACAGGACUCUAGCCCCGCCCCCGUCUCCCCGGUGUUCCGCACAGGAAGUGAGCCUGUCCUAAGCCCAGCCGCUUCCUGUGCCGCUCCGCCCAGUCAGUCGAGUCUCGGCGGCUGUCCUCUGCGUGGCUCUGAUGGACAGCUGCAUUCACGAGCUCCUCCCAAACCGCUGCGGAUCUCCAUCGUCUUCACCCCGACUGCGUCCGCCCCUGAGUCCGAUUCCUCCGGCCUCUAUGGUGAGCUGGUGCCGCAGGUCCCCAUCACCAUGCUGCCCAAAGGUCACGCGGCGCGGCUCCGUGCUCAGGAGCGAUGGACCAGCCGCGCGCGUCUCACCGAGACCAGCUUUGGCUUCCUGGAGGCGCAGAAGCUGGAGGAGGAGCGGCGGGAGAGCGAGGCGGUGGAGGACGAGCAGAGAGACUGGCGCUUCGAGCGGCCGCUGACCGAGACCACGUCCUGCUUCCGGCUCCACGACUUCCGCUCGCUCAUGCUGCCCGACAACAACCGCCCGCUGGAUCAGAGCGUCCUGCUGAAGGUCAAGGAGCUGCUGACGGACAGCGACGCCAGGACCACCGCUCUGCACAUGCUCAGCGUCAACUGCCAGGUGGCCCGGGUCACGGGGGUGACGGCGGAGCAGAAGAGGAUCAUGGGAGUGGAGACGGGUCUGGAGCUCAUCACUCUGCCGCACGGAGGCCAGCUCAGACAGGACCUGCUGGAGAGGCAUCACGCGCUGGCUCUGGGCGUGGCGGUGGAUCUUCUGGGCUGUACGGGGACGGUGGCUCAGAGGGCCACGCUGCUGCACAGGACCAUUCAGCUGGCGCAGGAGCUGCGUAACACCACACACGACCUGUACGCCUUCUCCGCCGUCAUGAAGGCGCUCGAGCUGCCGCAGGUGGCGAGGCUGGAGAUGACAUGGAGAGCGCUGAGGCAUAAUCACACGGACAGCGCCGUGGCGUUCGAGAAGAGCCUCAAACCCUUCAUGAAGGCCCUGAACGAGGGCGACGACGGCGAGGCGUCGGGGCCGCUGUCUCUUCCUCACAUGGUGCCGCUGCUGAGGCUGAUGGAGGGAGAAGACGGCGUGGAGUCCACCGACAGAGGCUGCCAACUGCUCUACAACCUGCUGCAGUCGGCACGCAACGCCGCGCUACACGCUAACGACUGCUCGCGGCACGCUCACGGCCUGCUCUCCGCCGGAUGGGAGCCAAUCCCAGAGCUGCUGGAGGUGUUUCAGACGGAGUUCGCCCUUCGGCUCUUCUGGGGGCAGAUGGGUGCCAAAGCCGAUCGCAAGGAGCGCUACGCCAAAUUCGACAGGAUCCUCACGGUCCUCUCCAACAAACUGGAAGCGGACGGGAGCUCGGAGGUUUGAGCUCUGCUGGCGAGCACGGGAAGUCCAGCCACUUCUGAGCUUUAUAUUCCUGUCAUUUACAUGAUAAAAACAGACCCGACGCCAGAGCACGAGCGCGAGGUGAAGCGUGUCGGAUCUCUUACUAGAAAAUUCCAUAUUUCAGCACGCGUUAGUUUACAGUCAUGAUGAUGUUGUUUUGAAGCUGUGAUUGUUUUCAUAUCUGAGUGAAAUUUGCUAAAUCUAUAUGCUUACUUUCAGAGGCACACUUUCUCUUACCAAAGCAUUUCUGAUUUUAUAUGUAAAGAAUAUAUUUGAAUUUCUUAAUGGAUUAAAAUGGAAAUUAAUAUAUCAAA
This is a messenger RNA of Puntigrus tetrazona (Sumatra barb), 3557 nucleotides long. Its product is annotated as breast cancer anti-estrogen resistance protein 3 homolog. Gene Ontology annotation, biological process: small GTPase-mediated signal transduction; positive regulation of peptidyl-serine phosphorylation. The record is from RefSeq and is a predicted model, not a curated record. NCBI's taxonomy places the organism in Eukaryota, Metazoa, Chordata, Actinopteri, Cypriniformes, Cyprinidae. The transcript has 13 exons. Bases 1243 to 3225 code for a protein of 660 amino acids. Gene Ontology annotation, molecular function: guanyl-nucleotide exchange factor activity; phosphotyrosine residue binding.